Heterostelium album PN500 is the source of this 1332-nucleotide messenger RNA. RefSeq lists its product as uncharacterized. NCBI's taxonomy places the organism in Eukaryota, Evosea, Eumycetozoa, Acytosteliales, Acytosteliaceae. The transcript has a single exon. Bases 1 to 1332 code for a protein of 443 amino acids. The record is from RefSeq and is a predicted model, not a curated record.
AUGAAAACAGAGAUAAAGCUAAAUUAUAUAUUCUAUAAUAUUUUAUCAUUCGAAAUUCAACAUUAUAAACAAUAUGUAAUCGACAGUUAUAACAAUGAUCAAACAAAGUUUGAUUCUAAAUUAUUGAAGCUUUCUUUGGUUUGCAAACUUUGGUUUAAUUAUAUACAAAUGGGUAUAGAUUCUUUCUAUAUUGAAAGUAUAAAUUGUAUUCUUCCCUCGGGAUAUUCCAUUCAUACAUUUGAAUGUGAAUCACCAGAUAUUGUAUUACCAAAUCAACAGACCUCUGAUGAAGCUAUAUUAGAGAGUUCAAAAUAUGCAUUGAUACAACAGUCAAACAUCAAGAUAUUAUAUGUCAAUUCAACUACGUCACAACAUUAUCAGUUUAACUUUUGCCAUGUGUUUGCAGAUUUAGUGUCGAGUCAUUUCAAAUACAUUGAGAUCAUUCAUAUGAAAGGUGAUGUAGAUAGUAUUGAUUUACCAGUAUGCAUGCGAAUUAACCGUAGUGCGAUUGCACCACAAUCAUCACUCAUAUCACAGAAUAUCAAGAUUAUAUUGGAUUUAAGAAUAGAAGAAGAUGGAGCUGGUGUAUUGCUUGCUAAGUAUGAUCUCUCAUCUCGUUCAUUUGACAUUCAAUUCAAUCGAAUAACAUUGACAUUUGGUGGAUUUUCAAAGUUUAACUUUACACAACAUUCGAUUCUUAAAGACUUUAUCAAACUAUCACCAAAGAAUCUUACCAUCAUUAAUAAUCUUUCAAACAGUACUCAUACAUUCGAUCAAAUCAAACAUGGUUCCUAUGUUCAGUUUGGAGAGUCAUCUACUCUAGAAUCUCUAAAAAUCGAACAAGAUUAUCUUGACUACUCUGAACUUGCUAUCAUUCUUCAAUCGAAAUCAUUGCAAUCAUUGGAUAUCAACUUACUCUGUCAUCCCGAGUACAGAGCAUCUCAUCCCAAAAGUCAAGAUACACACAUGGCAAAGCUAUUAAUGAAUGGAUAUAGACUUGAAUUUGACGACUACCAUGCUGAUAGCGAAGACGAUGAAGAUGAAGAGUUUGGUAAUGAAGAAGCAGAUAUAAUUGUAGAAAAUGAUAAUUAUAUGAUCAGCUAUGAAAAUAUAGAGAAUGAUUUAGAAGAUCUAAAGAAACAAUUGGUUAUUAAUAGUGUUUUGAAGAAAUUAGUGAUUAGAACAAGAUUUGCUCGUUUAAGAGAUUACAAACUAGUACCAAAUCGUCAAUUGGAAAGUGUCUUUACAGAUUUAUUGCUUUACAAUCAAACAUUACAAUCAUUGAAAUUCAAAGAAUCAAUGCCAGACUUUAUUAAUCAGUCAUUCUUUUGA